AGUCCAAACUGGGAGUGGUAGUUGUGGGAGGCUUACCCUGAAGCCUGGUUAUAGAGAAAGAAAAGUGACAUCAAGAGAGGGGAGGCCUAAGUCAUCAUCAUGUCACUUUCCUAACUCAGAAAUCUUCAGUGCCAGCUAUUUCCUGGCUAAUCAAAUGGAAACUCCUCUACCUGGUUUUUAAGAGCCUUCAUUCUGACUCCAGUCUCUCCAAGGCAACACAAUUUUGUGUGUUUGUGUUAAACAUUUUACCAGUAGACACCUGUGUCAGUUGUUAAGCUCUUGUCUUGUCUCCAAACCUACUCUUCUGUACCUGGCAUGGUGGUGCUGGGGCCAGGAGUCCACAAACCAGAUUUGAGCUUCACCAGCUGCCCCCUAUUAGGGGGCGCCAAAGGAAGACUGGAAGCCUGGAGAACUAAGAAGGGAUUGCUCCUUCCUGUUUGCUUAUGGAACUUUCUGGGGGGCUUCCUGUUGACUUGCAUUUUCUGUGAGAGGACCCACCAACACUUCUUCACCUCAGCAGAGGCAGAGCCUUUCUGCAGCUGCAGAGUCCAGUUUGCAGUUUUGCCAGCACUUGGAGAGCCAGCUUCAUUUUCUCCCCUGAGAGACAUCCGGACCAGCUGGGCAGCAGCUUUUCCUCAGAUCCUAGUGGGACCAUGGAUCUGUUUGGAGAUAUAGACGACGUUUCGUCUGAGAGUGACGAGGGCAAUCAACCACCUAUUCCAGGACAGCUGGUUGAUGAACAUGGAGUGCCUCAGGACCAGCAGGAGGAAGAGCCAAUUUCUGAAACCAUAAUAGAAGAAGAAAUUCCCAGUAUCAACUCUGAUUUAGGAAAUGAAUUGUAUUUUGUUAAACUACCCAAGUUUCUCAGUAUAGAACCCAAACCUUUUGAUCCUCAGUUUUAUGAAGAUGAAUUUGAAGAUGAGAAAGUGCUUGACGAGGAAGACAGAAUCAGGUUAAAAUUAAAGGUAGAAAAUACUAUAAGAUGGAGGAUACGCCGGGAUAAAGAAGGAAAUAAAAUUAAAGAAAGCAAUGCUCGGAUGGUCAAGUGGUCAGACAGAAGCAUGUCCCUGCAUUUAGGCAAUGAAGUGUUUGAUGUGUACAAAGCCCCGCUGCUGGGCAAUUACAUCCACCUGUUUAUAAGAGAAGACACUGGUCUACAGGGACAAGCCGUCUUUAAAUCCAAACUUACCUUUAGACCUCACUCUAGAGACAGUGCCACAUACAGAAAGAUGACCCUGCCACUUGCUAAUAGAAGUUCAAAGACACAGAAAAUUAGAAUCUUACCAAUGGCGGGUCGUGAUCCUGAAGGCCAACACACAGAAGUGAUGAAGAAGAAAGAAGAACGCUUGAGGGCUUCCACUCAACGGGAGUCUCAGGCAAUCCAUCUGCGGGAGAAGCGCUACCAGGAGUGGCCAAGUGUCUCCUACCAGGACCCUGGCAGUGACAGUGCGGAGGAGGAAGGCAAGGACACCUUCAGCCUGGCUGCUAUUAAAAACUAUUAUCAAGGUGAACUCCAAGGUGAGUCAGGUAAACCUUCCAGAAAGAGGAAAGCAGAGCAUGAAGAGGAAGAAGAUGAUAUAAAGCCCUAAAAUGUGCACUCAUUGUAUUCAAUAGUUUGUUUUAAAACAAUUAUGAAAUGACUUGUUUUAAUUGAAGUUGAGUUGCUUUUGCAUAAUCCUAGUUGUGAAUAAAAAGUUUUCAAAAGCAA
Molecule: messenger RNA, 1708 nt
Organism: Gorilla gorilla gorilla (western lowland gorilla)
Lineage: Eukaryota; Metazoa; Chordata; Mammalia; Primates; Hominidae
Product: RNA polymerase-associated protein LEO1
Exons: 9
Coding region: 654-1589 (311 amino acids)
Biological process (GO): transcription elongation by RNA polymerase II; positive regulation of transcription elongation by RNA polymerase II
Cellular component (GO): Cdc73/Paf1 complex; nucleus
Molecular function (GO): RNA polymerase II C-terminal domain phosphoserine binding
Source: RefSeq, a predicted model, not a curated record